Molecule: messenger RNA, 1830 nt
Organism: Gymnogyps californianus (California condor)
Lineage: Eukaryota; Metazoa; Chordata; Aves; Accipitriformes; Cathartidae
Product: tyrosine-protein kinase ZAP-70
Exons: 12
Coding region: 1-1830 (609 amino acids)
Biological process (GO): cell surface receptor protein tyrosine kinase signaling pathway; innate immune response; cell differentiation
Cellular component (GO): cytoplasm; extrinsic component of cytoplasmic side of plasma membrane
Molecular function (GO): non-membrane spanning protein tyrosine kinase activity; ATP binding; signaling receptor binding
Source: RefSeq, a predicted model, not a curated record
AUGCCAGAUGCUGCUGCUCACCUGCCCUUUUACUAUGGCAGCAUUGCCAGGUCAGAAGCGGAGGAGUACCUCAAGCUGGCGGGGAUGUCGGAUGGCCUGUUCCUGCUGCGGCAAUGCCUGCGCAGUCUGGGGGGGUACGUCCUCUCCAUGGUCUGCAACCUGCAGUUUUAUCAUUACGCCAUCGAGCGCCAGAUGAACGGUACCUACGCCAUUGCGGGGGGCAAAGCACACUGUGGGCCAGAGGAGCUCUGCGAGUUUUACUCCAAGGAUGCCGACGGGCUCUGCUGCACCCUCCGCAAGCCCUGCAACCGCCCCAGUGGUGUGGAGCCCCAGCCCGGUGUCUUUGACAGCAUGAGGGACAACAUGGUGCGUGAAUAUGUCCGGCAGACGUGGAAACUAGAGGGGGAUGCACUUGAACAGGCCAUCAUAAGCCAGGCUCCACAGGUGGAGAAGCUCAUUGCCACUACAGCCCAUGAGAGGAUGCCCUGGUACCAUGGCAGCAUCGCCCGGGAUGAAGCUGAACGGAGGCUCUACUCAGGGGCACAACCUGAUGGGAAAUUCCUGCUGAGAGAAAGGAAGGAAAACGGCACCUACGCUCUCUCCCUUGUCUAUGGCAAAACAGUGUAUCACUAUCGGAUAGACCAGGACAAGUCCGGCAAGUACUCCAUCCCCGAGGGGACCAAGUUCGACACGCUCUGGCAGUUGGUGGAGUACCUAAAACUCAAACCGGAUGGGCUGAUUUUCUACCUGAGGGAAACCUGCCCCAACCCCAACAUGCCAGCAUCUGCAGCACCGGUUCCACCAACCCACCCCUCCAUGAGCAGACACCUUGGGCCUCUCAAUGCAGACGGAUACACACCAGAGCCUGUAGGUGCAGGAAAGUCACGCCUGUUACCUAUGGACACCAGUGUCUACGAGAGCCCGUACAGUGACCCUGAGGAACUGAAGGAUAAGAAACUUUUCCUGAAGAGGGACCACCUGAUGAUCGAUGAAGUGGAACUGGGGGCAGGAAACUUUGGCUGCGUCAAGAAAGGAGUCUACAAAAUGAGAAAGAAGCAGAUUGAUGUGGCCAUAAAGGUGCUGAAGAGCAACAACGAGAAAACAGUGAAGGAUGAAAUGAUGAAGGAAGCCCAGAUCAUGCAUCAGCUGGACAACCCCUACAUUGUCCGCAUGAUUGGAGUCUGUGAGGCAGAAUCCCUGAUGCUCGUGAUGGAGAUGGCUUCUGGAGGGCCACUCAACAAGUUCUUGGCUUCCAAGAAAGACGAGAUUACAGUCAGCAAUAUUGUGGAGCUGAUGCACCAAGUAUCCAUGGGGAUGAAGUACUUGGAGGAAAAAAACUUUGUCCACAGGGACCUGGCAGCCAGAAAUGUCCUGCUGGUCAACCAGCAUUAUGCCAAGAUCAGUGACUUUGGACUCUCCAAGGCUCUUGGUGCUGAUGACAGCUACUACAAGGCCAGGACAGCAGGAAAGUGGCCCUUGAAAUGGUAUGCCCCAGAGUGCAUCCUCUAUCACAAGUUCUCCAGCAAGAGUGAUGUAUGGAGCUACGGCGUGACCAUGUGGGAGGCCUUCAGCUACGGGCAGAAACCAUACAAGAAAAUGAAAGGCCCAGAGGUCAUCAGCUUCAUAGAGCAAGGGAAGCGCAUGGACUGCCCCACAGACUGCCCGGCAGAGAUGUACGCCCUCAUGCAGCAAUGCUGGACCUACAGAUGGGAAGAGCGUCCAGGAUUUAUUACUGUGGAAAACAUAAUCCGCUCCUACUACUACAGUAUUGCUACCAAGACAGAAAAUGGGCCAGAGACAGAGGACAACUCAAAAGCAACUCUUCCUUGA